Knipowitschia caucasica is the source of this 3843-nucleotide messenger RNA. NCBI's taxonomy places the organism in Eukaryota, Metazoa, Chordata, Actinopteri, Gobiiformes, Gobiidae. The record is from the annotation of a GenBank genome assembly.
AUGGAGGAUACCCUCUCGAGUCCAGAGGAGGAGAGUGAAGUGGCAGAGCUCCCUCCAAAGCCAAGGAGUCUCAAGAGUCUGACCAGAAUCGCUGUUAGAUUUGUUGAACUAAUGCAUAAUUCUGAAGGUGGACGAAUUGACCUGAAAGAAGCAGUGAGUGUCCUGGCUGUUACGCAAAAAAGGAGAAUCUAUGACAUCACCAACGUGUUGGAGGGCAUUGGUUUGAUUGAAAAAUUAACAAAAAAUGUCGUGCAAUGGAAGGGCGUACUUCCUGGAGGGAGUACCACAAACAUAAGCAGACAACACAUGCUUUUAAAGUGUGAAUUAAUAGAAAUGAAGCAGAAGGAAGAAAUGCUCGAUCUGCAACUGCGCUGGGUCCGGCAGAGCAUCAAGAACAUUUACGAAGACAACACAGUUUUAUCCUACAUCAGUCAUGAGGAUGUCUCCGACGCUUUCAGUGGCCAUACUAUAUUGGCAGUGCAAGCACCUUCUGGGACCCAACUCGAUGUUCCUAUUCCUAAAGCUAUCAGGGAUGGUCCAAUAACAUACCAGAUUCACUUGAAAAGCUCCAGUGGGCCAAUAAAUGUUGCACUUCUUAACAAACGUUCAGAAAAUUCAGAAACGGUGCUGUUGCCAGUUCCACCAUCCAAAGAACUCCUGCAUCGUGCUCAGUUGGCUCUGGGUAAUUUAUCAGAGAAGCAGAUCCAGUCCUUAUCUCAGCAACCUUCAGAAAACCCCAAAAACGUCCGUACGCUCCAGACUUUGUUUCAGGAGCUUGAAUCCAACAAAAUGGGCAGGUCUGGAUUUCACUGUUUGUCAAGAAAUAUUAGAGACCUCCUUGACCCAUCCAAAGAUCUGGAUAUAGAAAACAAUCCUGGCAAAGCGAAUCGGUUAAUGGAGACUGAUGUUCUUUCUCUGUCACCGCCUCCAAUCAAUGAGUACAGUUACAACCUGGAUGAGAGUGAGGGCCUUUGUGACUUAUUUGAUAAUUGGAAGACCGUGAGUGCAGUGCUGGAAGCAGCUCUCCAGGCUCUAGUGAGUGGGACGUACGGUCAGGCCAGUGCUGGUUUGCAAGGCUUCAUCUGCGCUCUUAGAGGUCAGAGUGACUGUACCUACAAUGUCAGUUGGCUGCAAGAGCUACUUCGCUUCCUAGAAACAAGAAACUGGAAGCCUGUGGUGAGUUUACACCCUCAAGCUGAGCCAGUUGAGCAGAACAAGGCCUCCACAGGAUUUGGCAGAUUAAAGCCUUUCAGUUUACCUCCUGAAGCUAGGAAACAAGACAGCCUCAACGUCAGCGGCUCUCUUGUCCACAUGAACUCUUCAGAUAGUGCUUUGAUGCAGAGCUUACUCCUGCAGGCCUUGUCCCGUUCCAGUGGUGGAGAGAAGGGGGGCCAGGUAACGAAGAAAAAUAUUGCACUUGUUCAAAGUCUAGACGGGCUGAGGAGCAGUUUGCUGCACAGAGUUGGAAGCUCAGUCUACAAUAAUCUAAAGACAAAAGUGACCCGCGUUACAAUGGCCAUGUUGGACGAUGUAGAAGGAUUGGUAGAUGUGCCUCACCCUGACACCCAAGGACGCUGCUCUGUUGCGUUGUGUGGCAAAGUCCCUCCUGACUUGACCCAGUCUCUGCCAGAGGGCAGCUGGGGUGCUGCAUACUGCUCAAAAAUACAUAAUUCCUCCUUUAUUGACACCUCCGAGAAUAUGUGUCACUACAGACAGUGGGCAGUCCAUCACUUUCUCAACAGCGAUCUCCUGGAGCAUUGUGUGCACACAGAUGGACUGAAAGAGUACAUUUGUCAAAAUGCCUCACUCCUGCAGCAGCUGGUGAGGUCAGUGCCACAGUUUUUGGACUUGUGUGCCAAUUUUCAGGCUGAACUAGAGGGCAGAAAGUGCUUCCUACAGAGGUUUUUUGAAAUGUUGCCGGCACCAUAUAAAUUUGACAGUGCUCGGCUCUGUGUGGAUCCUGCUCCUUUGAUGAUAGAAGUGGCGCACAAGCUGAGCAAGUGUGAGAUUGAAGGAGGGGAGCGAGAAGGCUUCAUGGUGGUACUGGGUUAUGUCCUGCGGCUCCUGGACUUUAUUGUGGGUCUCUCGUCCGGUUUGGAGGAAGGUGAAAUGGAGGCGCGACAAGGGUUAGGCCAGGCCAUCCUUCUUUCUAGUCUCCUCGACAAUGCAUCCUGGUCCAAUGUGCAGCCUGAGGCAAGUACAAGUGUCCUUCAAACUGUGGGGGUGUUUCUGCUAAGGGAGAAGAAUGCGUCUCUGAAAGAAGACCUACUGAGCUGCUUUAGUCCUGUCUUGUGGGACCUCAUUCAGCAGGACAACAACUCAACAGCUCUCAGAGUGCUGAUGCAGGACCCAGCUGUGGCCUCUGCUCUCUGGCAGCAGCUGGCAGAGUGUAUGUCCAAGGGAUUGAUCAGCUCUAAAGGCAGGCUCUCCUCGUGGCUCGCACCUGUGGUUCUGAGUCUGAAUGCCAGCAGCAUGGCUCAGCAGGAUCUGUUUGCUCUCAGUGGGGUUCUGCCUGAACUCGGAGCUUCCUUUCUGCUGUCAUUGCCCUCAGAAGAGCUCAUAAACGGUGAUGCAAGUGCGAUUGACAGCUCAGCUCUUGACUUCCUGGGGCCUUUGCUGCCUUUCUUGGACAGGAGAACACUGAAUCUUGUGGACAGAAGGGCUCUCGCAUUGCGGCUGGAAGACAUGAGAAACUUUUGCCUUCCUAAAGAGGCUCUUCAGGACAUUAGCGUCCUCCUCACACAGGAAGACCUGCUGGGAUUGUUUUGUCUUGAUGCGGCUGUCUUUGAGCAGACAGUGUUGACUAAAGACGCCGUGGAGCAGGUGCUGGUGGGUCAGGAGCUGUGGGAGGACAGUGCAAUCGGGCGCAUGUGUCUGGUGCAGUGUACGGACCAGAAGAGCCAGAGGAAGAGAACUGAGAGUCUCCUCCGGGGCAUUAUAAAGCCACGCAACAGAAGGGCUAAAGUGCCGGUCCCGAGCUGUGCCGAUAUCAAAGGGACCGUCCCUUCGGCAUGGACCACACUGCAGCUGAACCGAAUGUCUCAGGAGAAUCUGAAACACUGCGUUGAGGUUUUUGGACAAGACUCUUCUCUCAAUUACGAGCAACGCCGCACACUUUGGAAAAAACUGAGAAAGUCUUUCAGUCCAGUGCGAAUGCUGCGCAAAGACCAGGUUCUGUCUCUGGGCUCCAUUGUGACCGAAAUGAGUGAGAGAGAGCUGCAGGACACAGAUCUCAUGGCGGUGAUCUUUCUGCGAGAGCUGUCUUUACCCUGCACCGAGCACCAGAUGGAAGCACUGACUGGUUGCUUGUCAAGGCCACAGGCCUUUGGUCCAGUCAGCACAUGGGGUUCAGAGGUGUUCACAGAGAUUGGGACAUUGGCAGUGGGCCUUGAGGACAUGGUGCUGUCCGCUUUAGUGGAAGAGCAGUUUCAGGGAAUCACUGCUGAAGCGCUUCGCCUCAUGUCUCCACAGAAGUUCUCUGUGGUGUUCAGUGCAGUGCAGUUGUCCUGGCUCAGCACAGAGCAGGCGUGGGCAGUGACUGAGGAGCAGUGGGAAGAGCUGGAUCCUGAGCAAAGACAUGCACUGGGCCUAAGUCGAUAUGAAGGAGACAUUUUGCUUGAACAGAGAGGAAGGAACUCUGCUCCCUCUGCUGUAAACAUGAACCGCUUUAUUCUCUGCUUACUGGCCCAAUGUCAGUGUAACAGUGCAGCUGGGAGCUUUGUCCAGGAGCGUGACGCAUUUCCUGGGGCUCGUAAAGACCACUCAGCGGCGCACGCCAGCGAGAGUCGACCGUAUGCCCGCGAAACACGCCAGGCUGCCCAUGAUGUGAAUCCAAGCGGGUGA